Pomacea canaliculata is the source of this 3135-nucleotide messenger RNA. RefSeq names its product cartilage intermediate layer protein 2-like. The transcript has 8 exons. The coding region runs from base 113 to 1195 and encodes 360 amino acids. NCBI's taxonomy places the organism in Eukaryota, Metazoa, Mollusca, Gastropoda, Architaenioglossa, Ampullariidae. The record is from RefSeq and is a predicted model, not a curated record.
CCUGCAGGAUGUUAGGAUUCAACAGUGUGUGGGACACGAAACCAGCCUGACGCAGUGUCAACACCGGGGGCUCUACAGACACUACUGUGACCACUCGAAGGACGUCGGCGUCAUGUGCAACAUUACGUGGGGAAAAUGGGGGACCUGGUCAGCAUGCAGCGCCACCUGUGGAGAUGGAAAAAGGUCAAGGCAGCGCACGUGUAGCGCCACACACGGUACAUGUCCAGGGAAGACUACACAGAUCGUCACGUGUAACAUCAUCGCGUGUUGUGUUCCUAGACAUGGACAGUGGAACAUCUGGGGCAGCUGGUCUUCAUGUUCUCGAUCUUGUAAUAAAGGAACACGUACAAGGUCAAGGACGUGCUCUGAACCAAACGCCUGUGGACGACCUUGUGAAGGGAAGAAUUCUACAGAGGAACCCUGUUAUGUGUGUCUAGAUCCCCCUGAGGUGCCUUCCUUACUACUCGACAACCAAACUACCGUCAACUACACCACGAAUGUCAACAGCAGUGUUAACUUUACCUGCCGACUCGGUGCCGACAACGUAGAGACCCUUGUACUGUUGAAGAUCACAAGAAAUGGCUCACAAAAAGUUCAAGGCCUCGGCACAUCUUCUCUCUCCUUCAGAAUACAGAAAGCAGGAUGUGCUGACUCGGGUAUCUACUAUUGUCGGGCUGGCAACACAGUGGGACAAACUAACUCCACGUCGGUGAAACUCAGUGUGUUGUGUUCACCAGGAUGGGCCAGCGACACCUUAGCAACAACCAGGGAACUAAAGGUCACGGAAGGGCUAGAAGGACAGACAACCUUUGAACUCAUAGCCUCCCCAGUUCCUACUAUCGACGGUUUUAUUUAUCAUCAAGAGGAGAUGAAUUCUUCUGCUCAGGAGAAGCCAGUCAGAUCCGAUCUUUUUACUGGGAAAUGCGAGCAGAAGACACCGGACCUUCACCUGGCUUCCUGCACUGUGUAUGUUACACAAGCCACGCCUACAGAUACCGGACUGUACAGUGUCCACGUCAGCAACUCUAUGGGCGCCAUGACUGUCACCUUUGAACUCCGUGUGAUUGCGUGCAGAGACAACCUAACUGACUGUCCCAGUCUCGCCAGCCGCUGUCGUGAACUUUUUGUACAAGAGUUAUGUUGGAAGACAUGCUCAGGGUGUCGUGAACAAACAAGCAAUCAAACAAGUAUUUAAUAGAAAUUUCUAUCUCUCUCUCUCUUGUAUUCUCUCUGGUGUAUGUAUCGCAUGUUCUAUCCUCUUGAUGAUCCCAAUAGUUGAUGUUGUCUAUUCAGACUUUAGACUAACGAGGGCGACCUUACGAUUCCAAAAUUCUUUCUGCUCCUGUCUUACUUUGGACAUAAAUGAUUUCCACCUCGCGACGUAAUAUACAAUUCAAACGCACGUCUAUUCUUUGUUUCAACAAAACAAGUUAAGAUUUCACCUUAUUUUUUUUUACUGACAGUAACAAAGAUAACCAUCAUAAAUAUAAAAAAAAUAUAAAUAUACAUUACCUUGUCUAGGCAAGGACUCGCACGCUUUAACAGUCUCUUUCCCAUAGAAACGUUUCACGGUGUCUUUCACGUACCCGAUAUUUCGUGUAAGAGGCGAGAUUUCUGAGAAGACAUCUGUGAGUAAAGCUCUGAAACUUCCGGUGGCUGUUAAUGAUCGGUUUUAACUUCGAAUCUUUUAUAUUUGUUUAUUCAUGCUAUGUGUCUUACACCUCUUUCGGUAUUCGUGAUGAUCUGUCGACCUUCCACUAAGGUCUCUAAGCGUGAGUACUACUUCUUUUAUUUUAUAGCAAAAGUCUGUUCAAAAAGCUACUUAAUGAUGUAGACCUGUAUUAGUAAAAAAUUUUGUUAAUAUCGUAAGUAGUAUAUAUCACUAUAUCUAAGUUUACAAGCGAGAGUAAGUCUGUAAGUAUAAAUCAGUGUCCACACACUAGUAGUUCUAUCCAUGUGACAGUAAUUAUAAGUCAGUAGCCAAGAUUCCUUACAAUAAAGUAACACAAAGGAAUGAAGUGGGUCUUUACACCACUUUGCCCUUGUUGUUCCCCACUUUCCCUCGGGGAAAAGUUUCACCUCGCUUAAAGACACAAAGACUCAACUGUCUCGUGUAAGUAGAUGAAUUUAGCGGUAGAUGUGUAAUGUUGUAAAUAUAAACAUGAAGAAAACGUUUUUAAUAGAUUUUCGACUUGUUAAAUAUGCAAACAUGUCUUCAGUACUUUUCAGAUAAAUAUUAUUUACGUGUGUUUUAUGUUGUUCAGGAAAGCUUCAUUCAGAGACCUACCUACAGAGAAGGAACAAGUGUAUAAGUGGUCUAAUUACAGACUAAAAGACUUACAGAACCUGAGACAGUUACAUGGUGUAGUCCACAGUCAAGUUUUUAUAAAAUGCUUGUAGCAGCGGCUGGUGUCGUAGUGGCUAAAGCACCUGUCACCACCACAGUGAUUGCUGGAGUGUAUUUGGUUCGGAUCUUGGUUUCAGUCUCUUUUUCUAGGUGUGUGUUUGUGUGUGUGUGGAUGUGAUGGAUUUAUAGCUUUUUAAUUUGAUUUUGUGAUUAACCACCUUUAUGUAAAACAGGUUGAUGAUCUGUUAGAUAUCAAUCAGGCGUUACGUAACUGAACAAAAAAAUAAUUUGUUAACGUUACAAUGUGUUGUUUGAAGAUAUUAUUUACAGACAAACUGCUGCCCGAGUUUACGUUGUGAGUGUUACACAACAUCAGUAGCUGCUGACAGUGACCUCAUGUCUACACGGUCUACACAACGUCACGUGACUUUUGAGAGCAGCCGAGAGAAGAGGCUCUGUGCACACCACAGUCUGAGAGAUGGAUCAUUGGACUGUCUGCUGCCUUGAUUUUGACAAAAAAAGUUUUUGUUUUCAAAACAGUCCUCGUGACAUCGCUUCCCCGAGUAGAUGUGACAUUUGUAAUAUUUAAAUAAUGACUUCUACUGUUUGUUUGUAUUUCAAGAACUGCACAAAAUGUGGCUAAAAACUAUUUUUUACAAAGCGAAAAUAUCGCAGACUGAACUGUAAGAACUAAAACAAUUUAAAGCGAAACACGAUUCACUUUAUUUUUUUUUCGUGUGAAACCUGGUGCAAGUUGUUUGGUAUAAUAAUGAGAGAAGUGAACUACU